CUUCUUUCACACUUCAGCAUCUCUCAUUCCUAACCAUGGAUCAGGCCACCGAUCUCGCCGUUCAAGGCACAAACACCUCAAGCAUCACCUCGAAGCGGAGUCUUGAGCGUCUGGGCUAUUUGGAUCCAUGCCAUGUGCCGGGGGUGACUGAAAAAGACUCGCCCUUCAUGCUCAAGUAUGUGGUCCCAAAACCCUGUCGUCGCUCUCCAGUGAUCAACCGCGCAUACUACCAGCGGGUCGAGAGCAUUCGCGCUCUGGUCGACGGUUGGAUUGUCGAGUGCGAGUCUCUCGGCGUGGACGAGUGUGCUGUAAUCAGUCUUGGAUGCGGAUUCGAUCCGACCUUCUUCAGAUUAGCCACGCUGAGAAAGAGCAAGCAGAGCAGGACGAAGCUAAAGUAUAUCGACAUCGAUUAUCCCACACUUAUUGCAGAGCGACUAUACAUGGUCAGGAAUCAGGAUACGCUACGCAGUCUUCUCCCAGAAAAUCCAUCCAGAGAAGAUGUUGCAGAGUUUGUCUCAGAGACCUACUCCUGUCUGGGCAUUGAUCUGCGAAAGCUGGACCAAUUGGAGAAAGGGCUUCAGGAUGCGGGCGUCUCGAAGAAUGGACCCAUCGGGAUGCCGAUCUUAGUAGUCUCCGAGGUCGUUCUUGCAUAUCUUGAAGCAGAUGAAUCGGAUGCUGUCAUCAAGUUCUUUGCGGGAUAUCCAGAAGCCACUUUCAUCCUUCACGAGCAAUGUAUCCCGACAUUUGAUGCCGACCACGAAGAAAACCUCCAGCCUUUUGCCCUGACCAUGUUUAGGCAUUUUGAAAGGACGAUGACGCCGCUUAAAACACUACGCAAAUAUCGAAGUCUAGAAAACCACCGCGAUCGAUUCCAAACGCUCGGCUGGCCAAGCUGCGACAUCUUGAACAUGAACCUACUCAAUGACUUUAUUGUCAUGCCUAUGGAGGAAGACCAUCAGCGGAUAUCACAGCUCGAGCCCUUUGAUGAAUACGACGAACUAUACUGGAUCGGUUCCUAUUACUUUAUCGCCAUCGCUUCCACAACAUCCGGCAACUCGCCGGUUCCGAUUCGAAGUCCAGAUGUCCUUCGGCACAUCAGCCUACGAACGAAACUCCAGGAUCCCACAUAUUUGUCAGAAGAGCACGUUGAUCAAGGAAGCUAUGUCAAUAUCAACAACGCCUCUACGAUGACCCCACACUCCGCCAUCUCCUCUAUUGAAGUCAAUUGGGCUGGACAGAACCCAUUCCCAAGACUGGAUCUCAAUCGGAAGGGCCACACCGUGUCUAUUCUCGGCGAUCAUGCGUACAUCUUCGGGGGAUUCGGUUUGGACACAACAGAUUACCAGGAAGACCAGAGGAUAUUCCAUGCACGCUCGCAGCAGACACGGCUCGGUUCCAUGAUGCGUCUGGAUCUCGUCAAAGGAUCAGUAGAGACGCUGCCACGAGAUGAAAAUGGGCCAGCACCUCGAAUGCAUCACUCCGCCGUUACGACGCUCGACGGGUCGGCAAUUUAUGUUUAUGGUGGCAGGGAUGGUCCUACCAAAGUUCACAACGACGUCUGGAGAUAUACGCCCGAGGACGGAUGGGACCCCUUGUGGCGCGCUAAAGUCAGUCAGGAGAGUGACAGCUCAAUACCGAAGGGCUUAUUCAAGCAUACUGCCAAUAUAGUGACUAUUGCUGACAGAGAGAUGAUGGUCGUCUUUGGUGGCAGACUUGAGUCUGGCGAGGCGAAUGAUCAGGUAUGGGCGUUCGAUAUUGAGGAGGGCCAAUGGGGUCAUUUCCGGUGGAGACAAGUGGAUCAAAGGCAAAGGCUGCGUGGGAUAUUUUCACACAGCUCCGUGGUCGUGAAGGACGAAGCAGGUCAGGAUAAUUUGAUCGUAGUAGGAGGCAUCCUCGGCAGUAGCGAGAAGGUGUUGAGCACAGUUUGGAGUCUUACCUUAGGUAUCAAUGAUGAUGACCGGCAAUGUUGGGCGGAAGCAAGAGAAAUCGAGGUCAAAGCAAAUAAUGGUGCCCCGUUGAAGCCGAGAUUUGGCCAUUCAAGUGUUGCGGUUGGUGAAGACCGGAUUUGGGUCCUUGGAGGCGUCUCUUCUCCGGGGCUGCUUCAGUGGCAGGAGACCAUGAUCGAGAUUCGGCCGAGCGCAGGAACAUUCCAGCACCUGUGCCCAUCAUCCUUCAAAGAGCUGGUUAUGGUGGGCCAUGCAACUGCAGUCGAUACGAGCCGCGGAAGAAUUAUUGGAGUUGGUGGUGGAGGAACGUGCUUUGGAUUUGGGGCAUGGUGGGAUACCUCGGGCUGGGCUUUACAGAUCUAGAGUAAAGCUCUCUCUACACUUCAACUAAACAAGCAACAUCACGACUGGAAAAUAUAAUAUACACAUCCUUGGGCAUACUUUGCGAUCCGUUGUUGGCAGAUAUCAAGGGCAUGUACGUCUAAUGGUUCAGCCCACGAAGAACUUCUGCCCUUCAAAUUCAUCUGCUU
Messenger RNA from Gamsiella multidivaricata, 2476 nucleotides. Its product is annotated as S-adenosyl-L-methionine-dependent methyltransferase. Gene Ontology annotation, biological process: tRNA methylation; wybutosine biosynthetic process. NCBI's taxonomy places the organism in Eukaryota, Fungi, Mortierellomycota, Mortierellomycetes, Mortierellales, Mortierellaceae. Gene Ontology annotation, molecular function: tRNA methyltransferase activity; protein binding. The record is from RefSeq and is a predicted model, not a curated record. The transcript is spliced from 4 exons. The coding region runs from base 36 to 2309 and encodes 757 amino acids.